CGAAGACCGAGAGGACUCGUACAUUGCACGCUGCGUUGCAGGAGUCACUCAUCUUCCUCCAUCAUACCAUGGCUCCUUCACGGGCUCCCAGUGCCCUUCUUCUGCAUUCCCUGCGAUCGCUAGCCGUGGAAAAAUCAUCAUGCGGUGCGGCCGUUCGCGCCCUUUCGACCACGAGUCCCGUGCUUCAGGAAGCCGAAGUCCAACGACCCUCGUUCUACCAGAAUCCCGACCCUGCCACCGUCUUCGUGCCACGACUGGAGCGCAAGCUUAUGAAAGCCGGCAACCCACCUAUCGGGUCCCGAAGACGACGCGCAGCUUUGGCACAAUCGCCCGGCAUUCCAUUUGAUCAACUUCCAUACCAAUGUUUCCAGGAAGCCCGCAAAAUCCUGAUCGAGGACAGAGCAGAAAAAUUGAAAAAGAUUGAGACGGAAAGAGCUCGCAUUGCUCGACUCGAAGAAGCCGAUCCAGCGACGUUCCGGGGUGGCGAAGUCUACAAACAAAAGAGAUUGAAGAGCAUGCGUGCAGAACUAGAAGAGCUCAAGAUCUUGGCCGAUAUAAAUGACCCUAACGUGAAAAGAAGAUUCGAAGAUGGCAAAGGAGACAUGAAUAAACCCAUCUACAGAUACCUAGCCGAGCGAAAAUGGCGAGAAUACCCCCGGAAGAUUCUGGUCCAACGCAUUACCCAGAUGAAUGUUGUACCAGAUGUGAUCCCAACAUGUGAUCCGAUCUUGGACAUCAAGAUUGCAUUUGGCAGAAAGUCUGUUCCACCCGGCGAAUUCGUGCGAUCAGACAUCAGCGAGAACGCCUGCCAGUUGACUCUGCAAACCUUUGAACGAGGUGAGAAGUUGGUCAGCAUUGCUGUGGUCGACCCAGACGUCCCCAACUUGGAGACCGACAGCUUCGACUCGAGAUGCCACUUCUUGGCUACCAAUGUUCCCAUCUCUGUGACCGAACCUUUGGUCGACCUCGCCAAACUGUCCGCCGAUAAUCAAGUCCUCCUACCUUGGCUGCCGCCUCACGCUCAGAAAGGUAGCCCAUACCACCGAUUAUCUAUCGUCAUCUGGCAACAAAAGGACAACAUCCCCAUCGACCUGGAAGUUGCCAAGAGCAAGGUCCAAAGGGAGGGUUUCUCUGCUCGCAGCUUUAUGAGUCGACACCUGUUGACACCCAUCAGCGCAUCCUUGUUCCGGACACAAUGGGAUGAAAACAUGGCUGGCGUCAUGCAAAGAGCCGGGCUCGAGGGUGCUGAUGUCGAGCUCAAGAGGAAGAAGGUUGAGCCUUUGCCGUAUAAGAGGCGUAAUCCUCCUAGCUUCAGGUAGAGUUGGUUCGUGGUGGAGCUUCUGGAGGCGCCUUAUUACCCGAAGCAAGCAAGCAAGCGAUCCUCCAUCACCUGUAUCCAUAGCCGUGGCUGUAUCUGUAACCGUACUCUGUACCUUUACCUGUACACUGUACUCUGUACAAAUCUCAUUUAUUUCACUUUCCC
Messenger RNA from Exophiala oligosperma, 1483 nucleotides. RefSeq lists its product as uncharacterized. The record is from RefSeq and is a predicted model, not a curated record. The transcript has 2 exons. NCBI's taxonomy places the organism in Eukaryota, Fungi, Ascomycota, Eurotiomycetes, Chaetothyriales, Herpotrichiellaceae. The coding region runs from base 69 to 1319 and encodes 416 amino acids.